Messenger RNA from Babesia bovis T2Bo, 4106 nucleotides. Its product is annotated as variant erythrocyte surface antigen-1 alpha subunit. The coding region runs from base 61 to 3987 and encodes 1308 amino acids. The transcript has 4 exons. The record is from RefSeq and is a predicted model, not a curated record. Lineage: Eukaryota; Apicomplexa; Aconoidasida; Piroplasmida; Babesiidae.
AUAGCCACUCCACUCCCUCACCACUGUGAGUACUGCUGAGUACUCCUAGAAGCACUGACAAUGGCCGUGAAUAGCACUUUCACGCCGAAGGCGUCCCUAACUGAGGCACCUACCAACCUGAAGGAGGCCAUUGACUGGGUCCUGAGGGUAACUGGUAGGGAUGGUAAAAAGCUGGACAAAGAUGAAUGUAUAUGUGGCCUGGCGGCGGCAGUGACUGACCUCCUGCAGUCAGUAGAACUGGAGUACCAUGGUGAAGCCCCAAAUAAAGGCGCCUCUCAACAGGAAGUCAAAGGCCACCUCAAUGAGCUAUUCUCUCUGGUACAGGGACUAGGUGGUACUGCAGUGGUCCGGACCUACAUAGACCAGCUGGCACAGGUACUCAGUGCACUCGUUGGGUGGAGUAAGAUAGAUAAGUGUUGGGACAGUAAGGGCAACUGCAAGGUCGGUGGCAAUGGAUAUCAACAUGGCAUAAAAACGGAUUGCGAGUAUCUAAAGGAUGUAAAGGAAAACACUCCGUGCAAGGACUGUGGGUGUAUGAAAUGGGAAGUGACCAGGCCGGACGACGAAGGAACACCACUGGGAAGGAAGUGUACUAGGUGUAGUAGUGGUGGUAGUAGUAGUGCACAGUGUAGUUGUAGUAGUGGUGGUGGCACAUGUAGUGCUGGCAAGGACUGCAAAUGCGCUAAAGAAGGCAAAUGCUGCAAGUGUUGUUGUAAUAGUGGGAGUUGUAAGGAUAAGUGUCAGAAGGAUGCUAAGUGUAGUUGUGAUAAGGAGGACAGAUACAGGUCGGCAUAUCCCAAAACUACCAGAGACUGGGCUGAUGGUGGUUUCACCCUUACAUGGGUACAACUUGUUGACACGUGGAUGGAGACAAAGAGUGAUAGUAGGAGUGCUUCCCUACGACGUCACCACUGUGCCCGCAUCUUACUAGGGUCAGUAUGUCUCAUCUGGAGUGGACUUACUUAUAUGUAUUGGACAGGAAAGUGGGCCAAGGGUAGUCCCCGGUGGAACAAUCACAUUUUGGAUGGCAGUGGUCUAGAUGAUGGCACACUAUCCCAAUGGCUACAGGCCCUAGGGUUUCCUAGGGAUAUGAUUAAUAAUAGUGGUCCUAGAAAUAGGUGGGAUGCAGUUAUAUGGGAUGGGUUUAGGGGUAUGUUAUAUUUGGGAUUCCCGGAUACUGGUAAUGGUAGUCCUGUCCAUGGCGGGGACUAUAAUGAUAAUACAUUCAGAAAUCCAGCUGGUAUGAACUAUGCUGGAUAUAUACAUACCGUAGACAGGGGUGCAUUUUGCAGCAAGGCUACUGUAUUCAAUAAUGGUACCACCAGCAUAACUGAGGAAAACAUCAACAAAUGUGGUGCCUUGUACAAGCUCUAUAUUCUAUCGUGUGCCUAUUUUACUGGCCUUCAGCAGAAGGAUACGCCGCAGGCGGACAAUAAAACUCCCCGUACCAUCCGUGAGAUCCUAUACUGGCUUAGUGCAUUGCCCUAUAGUCAGGCCUAUAAGGAUACACUAGACUAUGCCAAGGAAGUAUUGAAGAAGGUAGCACCAGACGUUCAAGGCACUAAAACGCUCUCAUUCCUUCAAACAGGCCGCACAGCUCCCAUCACAGUUCAUGAAUACAACCUAUUUGCCCACUUCCAGGCAGUGACCCAGUACUGCCCAUUGGUACUCAUCGGUAUCCAGGGUGGAAUACACAGUUCUAAAAGCACUGACAGCACUAAAGAACCUCCUAUCCACUCCCUGUACGCCAACACGGAGUGCAACUUCACCUAUCCCACUGUAUCCAUCCAAGCAUACAACCAGGUGGUCCACUACAUUAGGGCUCUGUUCUAUCAACUCUAUUUUCUUAGGAAACAAUGUGCCAUGAAAGUGGCUCAAGGAGGCAAAUGGCGUGAGUGUAGGUAUGGCAAGGAUGUGGUGUCCAAGGGGGUAAUUAGCUGGAUGUGCCUGGGGUGUAGCCCCAUGGAACAUGAUAGGACAAAGAGGGUUGAUAAGGUAAAGGAGGAGUUGGGAAAAGUAGUGAAGAAGGUAAAGUUAUUGGAAGGGGAGAAGGCAGAUGGGAUCGAGAAGGCCAAAGCAUUACUCGUGGCCAUAGGGGAUGUAGUGGUACAAUUAGGUAAUGCCCAGGAGGCAUUGGAAGGGAAGAAGACAGAGGGGAUCAAUGCAGUGAAGGAGAAACUAACGGAGGCUAAGGGGGAACUAGAGGGGGCUAAGGAGAAACUAGAUGAGGCGCUGACGGGGAAUGGUGGUGGUAGUAGUGGAAUACUAAAGGAUUUGGAAGGGAAACUAGAUACGGCAACGGGUGGAAAGGAGGUUGACCCUGGUAAGAAUGAGGUAUCCAAGGCUAUCCAUAAGGUAUGGGAGGUAUUGAAGGAAAUGGAGAAACAGUUGAAAGAAGUUCUGAAGAAUAUCAAGGAUGAAAUAGAGCAGUAUGAGUCAGAUAUGGAUGACAACACAGGUAGGAUUAUCCAAGAAAAGACUUUUUACAAAGCCGUCAAAGAACUCAUCUCCAUCUGCAACUCACCCAAGUGCCCAUCCUGUAAAUCACACUCCAACAAGUGUGGCCGACAGCCACAGUCCAAGUACUGUGACAAGUGCCACCAACAAUACAUGGACGGCACUCCAUCACCCCUCCAGGCAUUCCUCGAGGACAGGUUACCAGGCUUUAGUUGUGAGGUAGUACGAAACACUGACACAGACAAAGACACAGUGUACCCAUCCGCUGCAUCCCACCUAGGACACUGCAAUGGCUCAGGUCAGUGCUGUCCAUUGCCAAUGGGUUUUAGAAAUAACUUCCAGGACGGUGUCACCCAAACCGGUCAACGCCUUUAUGGCAUCCUCUACUUCUUUAGUAACGGGGACAUGAUGCAGUCGUGUGUUUAUACACUAGUGAGGGUAACUGCAGCACUCAGUGCCACCACACCACAGGUACUGGGUGAUGUCUUUGGGUUCUUUAGAGGGGGUGUAGGAGAGAAGGAGAAGGGAAAGACACAGAAGGGACAGGAUAACACGCCAUGUAAGCACGAGGGUAAUCCAAGUGACACAUCUGAGGAGAACAGGACUAAGUACUUUUGCGGCUGGUGUGCCUCUGGGUUACGGGAUGAAGUAAAGAAGAUAGAGUGGAUCCAAAAGGCACUGGGUGGAAAGGACUACAGAACGAGUGUCGGCACAGCACUGAUAGAUAUAAAAGGCGAUAAGGACACUACUGCUGCUCCACUGUCCAGUGACAGUACCACCACUAAUAACCUCUCAACACUCACUAAGAACUGCCAGUACCUCUCUCCCCUAACAGGUGAACUCUAUACAGCAGUGAGUGCCACAUUCGGUGGAACAUACCUCUCAUGGGUACUAUAUCUAUCAGAUGCACUUCAUUCAGGACUAGAGUCACUCUCUGAGGCAUUCCGUAAUAUUGAAUGCCGGGGCUGUAAGGGAAACUGUGACCCCAAUAAGUGUAAGAAGGGAGCCCAUGGACAGAAGAGUGAUACAGGUAGCGCCGGACUAUGCCGGUGCCAAUCAAUCGUAUCAUGCACCGGGGUACUACCGGUGCUGUAUAGACAUGGCUUUAGCUACGGUAACCCAUUCAAUCUGGAGGGGUACCGGCAGGGGGAUGGAAAGGAUGAUGGAGAUUAUAGUAUUAUGGACAAGACGAAUGACAGUACUAAGAAGUGUCAUCAAUUCUUAGACAGUCUCAGUGCAGUGAUCAAGAAGAAGGAAGAAGCCACCCCGAAGGAACAUCCCUUGACAAAGUUACUAUCAGAAGUCGGCAAGCUCCAAUACGACAUACGGCUCCCGUGGAUCUUUGUACUGACCUUGGCCUGGCUAGUAGCGGUACUCUACCUUGCUUUUGGUGCCAUAUGGCCACUGGACUGGACACAUAUGAGGUCGCAUUGGUUACGGGGUGGAGAACACCAGUGGCAGUGUAUGUGGUAUAAGGUUAUGACGGGGCGCAAAGGAAUGGAACUGGUGGAGUAUUUUGGUAAGACAUAGUGGCGCCUUCGGCGCAACGGUGCUAAAUGAUAUACACUAGUGUCACAUACAAUAUAUAGUAGCGCCAUAGGUAGUGUUCUUAUAGUGGGCAUUAAAAGCCUACACAUUCCAGUGAAACC